AUGACCUCCCGAGACGGAUAUCACUGGACCCCCGAGGUCGGACUCACGCAUGGUGUCCCCUCACUCGGUGUCAUAUCACCACCUACCAACAUAAAGAACACUGAUGGACCAUGGGACGUCAUCGUCAUUGGUGGCGGAUACUGCGGGUUAACCGCAACCAGGGACCUAACGGUCGCAGGCUUCAAAACCCUCCUCCUCGAAGCCAGAGACCGCAUAGGCGGCCGCUCCUGGUCCUCCAACAUCGACGGCUAUCCCUACGAGGUAUACUCCCCACCCAUCCCCACCUACCAACCCAACCCUAACCUCAUCCCAACUCCAGAUGGGCGGCACCUGGGUCCACUGACACCAAGCGCACUGAACCAUUUCCAACUUCGCACUAGCCCUAACACCUCCACCCCCACCUCCACAUACAUGACCCACGAAGCCGAAGACGAGUUACUCCGCACCGCUCUCCACAAACUCACCAACGUCGAUGGUGCCAACGGGCGAAUUAUCCUCCCUUUCCCGCACGAUAUGUUCCAUGUUCCCGAGUUUCAGAAAUACGAUAACAUGUCCUACGCGGACCGGAUCAAUCAAAUCCAGGAUGACCUGACCCCUAACGAGCGCGCCAGUCUCGAAGCAUUUAUCCUCCUCUGUUCCGGCGGGAAACUUGAGAAUAGCUCGUUCGGAGAAUUCCUCCAUUGGUGGGGCAUAAGCGGAUACACGUACCAAGGGUGCAUGGAUUGUUUGAUCAGUUAUAAGUUCCGCGAUGGUCAAAGUAACUUCGCCCGACAAUUUUGGAAUGAGGCGAUUAGUACGGGUCGCUUGGGAUAUGUGUUUGAUUGUCCGGUUGCGAGGGUAUCGGAUUCCGAUGAUGGAGUGAGAGUGACGGCGAGGGAUGGACGGGUGUAUGCUGCGAAACGCGUCAUCUGCACUAUACCUCUGAAUGUCCUCUCUGGUGUCCAGUUCUCGCCUCCGUUGUCGGAAACCCGGGCUUUGGCUGCGAGGAAUGGCCAUGUGAAUAUGUGCACGAAGGUUCAUGCCGAAGUGGAUAAUAAAGCUAUGCGGUCUUGGACGGGGAUUACGUAUCCGUUAAAUAAGCUGUGCUAUGCUAUUGGGGAUGGGACGACCCCGGCGGGGAAUACGCAUUUGGUGUGUUUUGGGACGGAUGCGAAUCCUAUUCAGCCUGAGGAGGAUGUGCGGGAGACGUUGAGGGCGGUUGGGGAGUUGGCGCCGGGGGAGUUUGGGGUGAAGAGGUUGGUGUUUCAUAAUUGGGUGAAGGAUGAGUUUGCGAAGGGGGCGUGGUUCUUUUCUAGGCCAGGGAUGCUGGGUGAUUGUCUGGAGGGGCUGAGGGAGAGGAGUGGGGGUGUGGUGUUUGCGAAUUCGGAUUGGGCGUUGGGGUGGAGGAGUUUUAUUGAUGGGGCGAUUGAGGAGGGGACGAGGGCGGCGAGGGUGGUGGUCGAGGAGUUGAGGCCGGGGCGGGGGGUGAGGGCUUGUUUGUAG
Messenger RNA from Aspergillus sclerotioniger CBS 115572, 1482 nucleotides. RefSeq names its product amine oxidase. The record is from RefSeq and is a predicted model, not a curated record. NCBI's taxonomy places the organism in Eukaryota, Fungi, Ascomycota, Eurotiomycetes, Eurotiales, Aspergillaceae. Gene Ontology annotation, molecular function: oxidoreductase activity. The transcript is spliced from 3 exons. Bases 1 to 1482 code for a protein of 493 amino acids.